GGCCCACCUCCAACCCCACCGCUCCCUUUCCUUUUUUUCCCAUAGUUUUGGUCACAGCUCAGAGAGUACGGAGCAAUCAACUUCCUCCGCAAUCUUCAAUUUGGGCGGGAAAUUUCAAACCACCCCGCGAUUUAAUAUCUCCCCCCACUUGGAGGGAAACCCUCCAAAAAAACAACCCAAACCCUAAUUCCCAAACCUACCCUCCUCCUUUAUAUACCGGCCUCCAUUUCCUCCUCCUCCCUCAUCCUCACUUCUUUAGUGCACACAACCUGUUCGACGAAAUUCCCCAGAGAAAGAGAGAGAGAGAGAGAGCCAUGUAUGUGGUGAAGAGAGACGGGCGCCAGGAGGCGGUCCAUUUCGACAAGAUUACGGCCCGGUUGAAGAAGCUCAGCUAUGGGCUUAGCAUCGAGCAUUGCGACCCGGUUUUGGUGGCCCAGAAGGUCUGCGCCGGAGUCUACAAGGGCGUCACCACCAGCCAGCUUGAUGAAUUGGCUGCUGAGACCGCCGCCGCUAUGACCGCCAACCACCCUGACUAUGCCUGCUUGGCGGCAAGGAUUGUUGUUUCAAACCUACACAAGAACACUAAGAAGUCCUUUUCGGAGACGGUCAAAAUUAUGUACAACCAUGUCAAUGAUAGAUCUGGGCUGGAAGCUCCUCUAAUUGCUGAUGAUGUUUAUGAAAUCAUCAUGAAGAAUGCGGCGUGUUUGGACAGUGAGAUCAUUUACGACCGGGACUUUGACUACGACUACUUUGGUUUCAAGACUCUUGAGAGGUCUUACCUCUUAAAGGUUCAUGGGACGGUUGUAGAAAGGCCUCAACACAUGCUAAUGAGGGUUGCUGUUGGAAUACACAAGAAUGAUAUUGAUUCUGUUAUCAGAACAUACCAUCUCAUGUCUCAACGGUGGUUCACUCAUGCUUCUCCCACCCUUUUCAAUUCUGGAACGCCAAGGCCUCAAUUGAGUAGCUGCUUCCUUGUUUGCAUGAAAGAUGAUAGCAUUGAAGGCAUAUAUGAUACCUUGAAGGAAUGUGCUGUUAUCAGCAAAUCAGCUGGGGGAAUUGGUGUCUCUGUUCACAACAUUCGUGCCACUGGCAGUUAUAUUCGUGGAACAAAUGGGACAUCCAAUGGCAUCAUUCCGAUGCUACGAGUUUUUAAUGAUACUGCCCGUUAUGUUGAUCAGGGGGGAGGCAAAAGGAAAGGUGCUUUUGCUGUGUACUUGGAGCCCUGGCAUGCUGAUAUAUUUGACUUUCUGGAUCUAAGGAAAAAUCAUGGAAAGGAAGAGAAUAGAGCUCGUGAUCUUUUUUAUGCUCUUUGGGUGCCUGAUCUGUUCAUGAAAAGAGUUGAAAGCAAUGGAGAUUGGUCAUUAUUUUGUCCUAAUGAGUCUCCAGGUUUGGCAGAUUGCUGGGGUGAAAAAUUUGAGGAACUGUACACUCGUUAUGAAAGAGAGGGAAAGGCCAAAAAGGUUGUCCCGGCACAGCAACUGUGGUUUGAAGUUUUGAAAUCCCAGAUAGAAACAGGAACUCCCUACAUGCUUUUUAAGGAUACUUGCAAUAAGAAAAGCAAUCAGCAAAAUCUGGGAACCAUAAAAUGCUCAAACUUGUGUACUGAGAUAGUUGAGUACACUAGUCCAACGGAAACUGCUGUAUGCAACCUGGCAUCAAUUGCUCUACCAAGAUUUGUCAGGGAGAAGGCUGUUCCUUUUGAGUCACAUCCAUCUAAGCUUGCUGGAAGCAAAGGUUCCAAAAAUCGCUACUUUGACUUUGACAAACUAGCAGAGGUCACUGCAAUUGUCACUGUAAACCUCAACAAGAUAAUUGAUGUUAACUACUACCCCGUUGAGAGUGCAAAGACGUCUAAUUUACGACAUAGGCCAAUUGGGAUUGGGGUUCAGGGUCUUGCUGAUACCUUCAUCUUGCUUGGCAUGUCCUUUGAUUCGCCUGAGGCUCAACAACUGAAUAAGGACAUUUUUGAGACCAUUUACUACCAUGCUCUGAAAGCUUCUUCUGAGUUAGCAUCAAAAGAAGGCCCAUAUGAAACAUACCAGGGUUGUCCAGUUAGCAAGGGAAUUCUUCAGCCAGACAUGUGGGAUGUAAAACCCUCAGAUCGAUGGGAUUGGGGUGCUAUUCGGGAAAUGAUAUCACAGAAUGGAAUCAGAAAUUCACUGCUUGUUGCCCCCAUGCCUACUGCUUCAACUAGCCAAAUCCUUGGAAACAAUGAGUGCUUUGAGCCAUAUACUUCCAAUAUCUACAGUCGCAGGGUUCUGAGUGGUGAAUUUGUUGUGGUGAACAAACAUCUUCUUCAUGACUUGGUUGAGAUGGGUCUUUGGUCUCCGGCUAUUAAGAAUAAGAUAAUCUAUGAGGAUGGCUCUGUUCAGAAAAUCCCACAGAUCCCUGAUGAUCUGAAAGCCAUUUACAGAACUGUGUGGGAGAUCAAGCAAAGAACAUUGGUUGACAUGGCUGUUGAUAGGGGAUGUUACAUAGAUCAGAGUCAAAGUCUUAAUAUACAUAUGGACCAACCCAAUUUCGGGAAGCUUACUUCAUUGCAUUUCUAUGCUUGGAGACAGGGUCUUAAAACAGGAAUGUAUUAUCUACGAUCGCGUGCUGCAGCUGAUGCCAUCAAGUUUACUGUUGAUACUGAGAGUCUCAAGGAAACGCCAAAGGUGGCGGUGGAAAGUGAUGAGAAUACCCAAAUGGCACAGAUGGUAUGCUCUCUGACAAACCGUGAAGAAUGCAUGUCUUGUGGAAGUUAGAGAACUCUGCUGAAUGGAGCUUCAUCUGGAGAUGCACUGAUCAAAUAUAUUAAUAAUAUAUAUUUAUAUAUAUCCUAUGUAAUUGAACUGCAAGUGUUUGUAAAGUUUUAAUUAUUCAGUGGUUAAAUCUUAAUAUCAGUAUUUAUAGUUUGUAAAACUGGAGCUGGGAUCUAUUUGCUAAUAUAUAUAAAUGAGCCUAACUACUUUGGUAUACUGUA
Rosa rugosa (rugosa rose) is the source of this 2965-nucleotide messenger RNA. Its product is annotated as ribonucleoside-diphosphate reductase large subunit. The record is from RefSeq and is a predicted model, not a curated record. Gene Ontology annotation, biological process: deoxyribonucleotide biosynthetic process; DNA replication. The coding region runs from base 315 to 2747 and encodes 810 amino acids. Lineage: Eukaryota; Viridiplantae; Streptophyta; Magnoliopsida; Rosales; Rosaceae. The transcript is spliced from 17 exons. Gene Ontology annotation, molecular function: ribonucleoside-diphosphate reductase activity, thioredoxin disulfide as acceptor; ATP binding. Gene Ontology annotation, cellular component: ribonucleoside-diphosphate reductase complex.